UUACGAAAAAGUAUUGUUUAAAAUGUAACAGAUUAUAAAAACUAACUAAUUCCUAUGCUCAUCCGGAAUUAGUGCUAUUUAUCUGGAUUUUUAUACUGUAACUAAAUAGGCACUAGAUGAAGAUAUUGCCAUUUUAAUAAUCACAAGUUGUUGACACGUUUCAAUAUGGCGACCGCCUUGCUUGUCAACUAUUUUAAUGGGGCAAGAGUCCUACUGAAGCAAGUUCUCUCUAGACACAACUCUCUAGAAGUAAUCCCUAAUUGUGAAGGACAGGUUGCCAUAGUAACCGGAGGAAACAAGGGUAUUGGUUAUGAGACAGUGAAAGGACUCUGCAAGGCACACAUGACAGUUAUAAUGGCUUGCAGAGAUGUAAAAGCAGCAGACAAGGCAAUCAAAGAACUCAAAGAGGAAUUACCUCAAGCUAACGUUGAAUACAUGGAGUUGGAUCUGGGAAGCCUAGCCUCUGUGCGGAAAUUUGUAACAAAUUUCAGAAAGAAAGGUCUUCCUCUUCACAUUCUUGUGAACAGUGCAGGGAUAAUGUUUCCACCUUAUGGGACAACUGAAGAUGGGUUUGAGCUGCAAUUUGGAGUGAACCAUCUCGGACCAUUUGCUCUGACAAAUUUGCUCUUAGAAGACUUGAUAAAGUCAGGUUUAACAGGAAGAUUUUCAAGGAUAGUUACAUUGUCUUCAGAGGCACAUGUCCCAGGAACUAUUAACUUUGAAGAUCUACAGAGCAAGAGCUAUUACUCACCCUAUUUAGGCUACAGUCAAAGUAAGCUGGCAAACAUCUUGUUUACUUAUGAACUCCAGAGAUGCUUGAAGGAACAAAAUAGUCCUGUAACAGCUAAUGUACUUCAUCCAGGAGUAGUCAACACUGAUUUGUUCCAGCACAUUCACUGGAUUGUAAGAAUACCUCAAAGUGUACUUGCUUACUUUCUUUUUAAGACUCCCAAGCAAGGAGCAGAUAACAGUAUUUACGUUGCCUUAUCCCAUGAGUUAGAAGGAACGGGUGGUAGAUAUUUUGUGAACUGUCAUUCAGCACAGUCUUCAGAUGAGUCAUACAGAGAGGAUGUUCAGAGGAGACUCUGGAAAAUCAGUUGUCAACUUACUGGUGUGUCAUGAGGGCUAGUGAACCUUUGAGCAUUACUCUCGAGAAUAACAAACCUGGUUAAAGCAAAGCUAAUUUGAUAACCCUACCUCCCUCUCAACAUAGUAAUAAGAUAGGUAUAACAUGAUCUAACAUCACCCAAAAACUACCUCAGCUCGAACGUUAUCCCUGAGGCAAAACAAAUUGAUACACAGAUAGCUAAUUAAUGUGGGAGAUUGACUCGUAGCUGUGGCAUGUUUGAGGUAUUUAAUAACAUUAUCAAAUGUUUAGGAUGAACAAAACUAAAUAAAUUGUUCUCCCCGGUUGUAACACUUAAAUGAAUAUGAAAAUUCAGAAGAAUGUAAAAAUUGAACACUUAUUCAGUGUUUUCGUCUGACAUUAGUUCCAACUCUCUUCCUCAAACCUCUCACAGCGAUGUGAGAUAGGCGGUGCCUGGGAGAGUUAAAGUGCUCUGCGACCGGGAAACCACUAGUGAUUGUGAUUCUUGAGUAUUAUAUAGGUUUACGUUAAUUAUUUUAAUCCACCUUGUGGUCAGCGUCAUCAUUGCCGUUUGCAAGAGAUCCUUAUCAGCCCUAGUCCUUUUCUCUUACGGUCCUCGCUACGCUCGAUCUGCACCAAUUGCCAAUGAACUCUAAAACCAAAUUAAGAAUGAAAAUAUGAGGCUUUGUCAGGAGAUUUCUAUUAGCGCAGUCCAAGUGGCUAACGUACCUAAGUCCUUACUAAUGGGGAGCCCUGUAUCAGCGGUUAUUGCUAAUCUCUACAUGGAGAUAUUUGAAGAACAAGCAAUAGAGUCCGCACCUUGCAAGCCUUAGAUCUGGAAACGCUACUUAGAUGAUACUUUCACCAUCCUGGAUCGGGACAGAGUUGACGAGUUCCUACAGCACCUAAACAGUCAACAACCAUCAAUCCGUUUCACCAUGGAGAUCGAGAAUAACAGCAAGAUUG
Molecule: messenger RNA, 2053 nt
Organism: Orbicella faveolata
Lineage: Eukaryota; Metazoa; Cnidaria; Anthozoa; Scleractinia; Merulinidae
Product: polyprenol dehydrogenase-like
Source: RefSeq, a predicted model, not a curated record